This is a messenger RNA of Gregarina niphandrodes, 576 nucleotides long. RefSeq lists its product as hypothetical. The transcript has 2 exons. The record is from RefSeq and is a predicted model, not a curated record. The coding region runs from base 1 to 576 and encodes 191 amino acids. NCBI's taxonomy places the organism in Eukaryota, Apicomplexa, Conoidasida, Eugregarinorida, Gregarinidae.
AUGCGAGGAAGGGGGCGAGGUCGAGGACGUGGAGGGUUCACAGCAAUUAGCUUCAAAAAGGUCCCCUUUAAGCCCAUAGACACUUACCCCUAUAAUCCCAAUUGCGAGUUGACCCCGGCCCUGACUGAAGUAGAGAAGGAGUUGAUAGUGUUCAAUAGGCUGCUCAAGCGGUAUGCGAAUGAAUCGGAGGACUAUACGAGAGAACAUGUAGAACAGAAGCUCGUGAAUAGUUACGAGAACCAGUUCGAGGUGGGAUUUAAAGACCCGGAUGCGCAGCGUCGACUCAUCGUCGAGGGGGUUGGUCCAGAGUACUUUCCAGCGGAACUGCUGGGCGCAGCACUGAAUCCGAGUUUACAAAAAUUGGGAGCUAGCAAGAAAUCGAUUAAUUGGGCUUUGCUGGAGUCGAAAGGUGGCGCAGAAGAAGAAACUGCAAGAGGUGACGGGGUGUUUGACGAAGAAGAGAAUGCAGAGGAAGAGGAGGACUUUGGAGGUGACGACUACGGGGCCGACCACUACGGUGAAGAAGACCGAGAGGACGAAUUCCAGGACGACGGAGGGAACGACUUUGACGAGUGA